GAGAUCGUGUCUCCAAGUCUAACAGUAGUGACGGACUUGUCGCAAAUCUAAACAUUUUCUCUUUCAACUCGUUGAGGAUGCGGAAUAUUUUUGCAAUUCAUUACAUUAUAUACAGAGACAGACAGAAAUACUUGUCCACACAGAAAAUACUUUAUUUUUUGCACCACAAAUAGGAUAAGAUUAUCCGGUCUGGAUUGACUGUGGAAAACACGGAUUCGACUGUUUCUUCAUUUUUGGGGCUGAAAUAUGGGUGAAUUAAUUACAUUUCAAUUUGGAAGACAUGGCAGUUGCAAAGGAUGCAUCUGAUGAGUGCCUAGUAUCUGUGAGGAUCCCGAUGGCUAAGUGAUGUUGGCCAUGCAGCAUUACAACGCCUCUCCAACUCCCCUCACCAACCAGACCCAUGGCACAGCCAAAGUGGCGGCAGUGGCGCAGAAUGUCACUGCCCAAAGGACCCCUACCGUUGCAGUCAUGUCCAUGACCCUGGGAAUUCUCUCCAACAUCUUGGCCCUUUUCAUCCUGGCCAAAGCCUACAAUCGCAUGCGCAGGCGUUCUAAAGCCACGUUCCUGCUAUUCGCCAGCUCCCUAGUGGCCACGGACUUAGCUGGACACAUCAUCUCGGGUGCUCUUGUGCUCCAACAUUACUCAAGCCUGAACUCGCACAACGACUCUGGGAGCGUGGACCCUUCCUGCCAGUUCCUUGGCGGCUGCAUGGUGUUCUUUGGCCUGUGCCCGCUCUUCAUGGGCAGUGCCAUGGCGGCUGAGCGCUUCCUGGGCGUGACCCGACCUCUGCUGCACGCCUCGUGGGUCAGCACGGCACGCACCAAGCUGGCACUUUCCUUCAUCUGGCUCAUGGCCCUGUUUGUGGCCCUGCUGCCGUCCUUCAACCUGGGCCGCUACAUCUACCAGCACCCCAAGACCUGGUGCUUCAUCAGCGUCCUAGAGGGGACGCGGGCCAGCGACGUGGCCUUCGUCCUUAUCUUCUCCGGACUUGGCAUGGCCUCUCUGGCCGUGGCGAUGGUGUGCAACACUAUCAGUGGGAUCACGCUGGUGCGUGCUAGGCUGCGCCGGAGGACUAAGUCGCGGCGCUCCACCAAGUCGCACGACAUCGAAAUGGUGGUGCAGCUCCUGGGAAUUAUGAUCACCUCGUGCAUCUGUUGGGUCCCCCUGCUGACAUUUGACCUGAUGUCAGUGAUACAAUCGUAUCGUGGCUUAAUGGACGACGACCAAAGCACUUACUACAAAGGACUUCUUCUGACAGGAGUGCGGCUAGCGUCCUGCAACCAGGUCCUAGACCCAUGGGUGUACAUCCUGCUGCGACGGGCAGUCCUGCGCAAAAUCUACUGCCUCACCACCUGCGGGAGGGUCAAUCUCCAGGGAAGUACUUUCCGGCACUGGGAGAUAAGCUCUCUGCAGGGCUCAGAGAAAAAAUCUGUCAAUCAGAUGUGAGCAUUGCACUGGGCAAGACUGAGGUGAAGCCGCGGUGCAAAAUCAUGAGUCAUGAUGGACAUUAGAUUUAAAAUGCCGCUACGAUAGGGAUCAACCUCUGCUUCUUUCAGGUGUAAAGGAGGUUAAGAGGGUUACUCAAAUGACUCGUUGUCCAUGACAGACCCACCAGGCUAGUCUGUUUUUAAUGUGAAUGUAUUUGCAAACUAUGCUAAGUUCAAGUCACAUCUGCCUUUGACAGUUGUGAUUGGCCAGUGAAAAAAAGAAAAUUGUAUGAUGUUGUGCUGGUAUGGAAGUAAAAGAAUAACGAGCAUCAGAUAUCCCCGAUACAUUAAUUGAUAAUAUGUUCAACAGCUGAGCAGAAAGAUGGUUGUUUGGGGAUGACUGAGGAUGUAACAUAUUGAAGCUUUCAAGUGCAACUACAUUGAACUCAGUGUUCCUAAAAGCCUUGCCUUCUGGCAUUUAAUUAAAUGAAUCUAAAAAGUUGCUUUGUAAAGCCCAUCUCAACAUUGUUAGCCUAUAACUCAGUACUUGACAGUGAUUGUUUUGCUAUAGUUGUUUCUUUUGUAUUAUUUUUGGCUUGGCAUGGCUGUGGGUGUUGUAACAGGGUGUAAAAGCAGUGAGUCAUGUGGGUAGCCACAGUAAAAAGUGAAGUAUUUUUGUUGUUGUUGUUGUUGUUUUGUGGAGAAAUGCUAUUGCUGUUUGGUGUAUUUAUUGUGUAACACUGUUUUCCCAGAUAUGUGGGAGGACUUGGAAUUAAGCUAUUCCGAUGUAAAAUAUAUUGAAUGUCAUAACAAUAAAA
Molecule: messenger RNA, 2245 nt
Organism: Alosa alosa (allis shad)
Lineage: Eukaryota; Metazoa; Chordata; Actinopteri; Clupeiformes; Clupeidae
Product: prostaglandin E2 receptor EP1 subtype-like
Exons: 3
Coding region: 346-1446 (366 amino acids)
Biological process (GO): positive regulation of cytosolic calcium ion concentration; inflammatory response; adenylate cyclase-activating G protein-coupled receptor signaling pathway
Cellular component (GO): plasma membrane
Molecular function (GO): thromboxane receptor activity; prostaglandin E receptor activity
Source: RefSeq, a predicted model, not a curated record